GUGUGAUUUAUUAUCUCAUGAGCGUGUGUAUAUAUAAUCUGGCUAAUGGGUGAACGCAUGUUCGUAUCUCACCGUCUUCCUCUUUUUCCCGUCUCUGAACCACUCUAAGGACGAAGUGAAGGAAUCUGAAAAGGCAAAAAGUUAGAGAAACAUGGCGACUGAUUACAACAGAGCUGACGAUUUCUUAUUUUCUCAACGACAAGAGUCUACCUCUGGUGCUCACAAAUACGGAGGACUUGUGCCAAAGAAAAAGCCACUUAUCUCGCAGAAUCACAAACGUGCUUUCUUUGAUUCAGCAGAUUGGGCUUUACACAAGCAAGAAGCAAGUGUAGAUGAGAGAACAAUAGCGGCAAUAGAAAACUUAAGACCCAAAUUACAGAGAACGCCUCGAAAGCAACUUCCUCUUAGAAGACCCACCUGUGCAACUGGACAAGAGAAUUUGGCAGAUUCGAGCUUUUAAGGUACAACGCUGAAUGGUUCUACGUGUAAAUGUAACGUGGUUGGGGUACUUGGGUUGGGUUGAGCCUGCUCACGUGUUUCAUGUUUCCAUUAAAAACCUUGUAUGAAGUUGUUUUGUUUUAGCUCUUGGUCCAUAUAUAAAAUGCUCGUCGUUUGAAUACAUGGUGCAUGUUACCAAAGUAAACAAAAGCGGUGGCCACCGUAAUGUUUGAAAUAAUUAAAG
Messenger RNA from Brassica oleracea var. oleracea, 682 nucleotides. RefSeq lists its product as uncharacterized. Lineage: Eukaryota; Viridiplantae; Streptophyta; Magnoliopsida; Brassicales; Brassicaceae. The transcript is spliced from 7 exons. The coding region runs from base 152 to 460 and encodes 102 amino acids. The record is from RefSeq and is a predicted model, not a curated record.